Molecule: messenger RNA, 1062 nt
Organism: Cimex lectularius (bed bug)
Lineage: Eukaryota; Metazoa; Arthropoda; Insecta; Hemiptera; Cimicidae
Product: mitotic-spindle organizing protein 1-like
Exons: 2
Coding region: 52-342 (96 amino acids)
Biological process (GO): microtubule nucleation by interphase microtubule organizing center; mitotic spindle assembly; gamma-tubulin complex localization
Cellular component (GO): interphase microtubule organizing center; centrosome; gamma-tubulin ring complex
Source: RefSeq, a predicted model, not a curated record
CUUGAAUUUAAGCCUAAAGCCUGAGACUUUAGGACAUUUGAUCAUUUCGUCAUGAUGGAAAGUCGUAAAAUAAUGAAGGCAAAGCGGUCGAAGGACAACAUUUCCGAAUUAGAAGAGAACAAAGUCUCUUCAGCCAAAGUGGGUUUCAACGCCCUUUACGAAAUUUCCCAGUUGCUGAACUGCGGUCUGGACCGUCAAUCCCUCGCCAUCUGUUCCAGGCUCUGCCAAGACGGAGUUCAACCCGAAGCCCUGGCCAACAUCAUCAUUAUGAUGAGAAACCAAGCGGAAGAGUACCGUUCGAAACAAGAUGGAAACAAAACCCAAUCCAAUGGGAACAAAUAGAAGCAGAUCCUUGCAAUGUAAAAUAAUAAAAGAUGUAUAAAAAAUUGUCCUGCUCCAUACAAAUAUAUGAUAGGUGUUUGUAAAUGUUUUAACGAAUUAAUACUAUAUGAUAUGUACAUUGACCAUUGUAAGCUUAUGUUCUACCUUAAUAAAUUUCUAUAACAAAAUUAAAUUUUGUAUAAACGAUUAGUGCCAUAAUGCUUUGUUUUAUUGAAAAUUUUGAUUUUAACAAAAUAGAUUUUAUCUAAAAUAAUUUAACUAAUUAAUAUUUUUAGUUGAAUAGAAUUAAUUAUUAAAUAUUAAUGUUUAUUAAAUUUACUCGAUUCUCUACUACUGUUGUAUAAUCUUAUAAAUCUUCAUUAAAGGACUCAAUAAAAUAUUGUCAACAUGUGUAAAAAUAUUCAUCUCGUGUAGUCUGUAGAUCUUUAUUUUAUCUAGUCUUUUAAAGUGUAGUUGGCAAUUUCAUUGUUAAAAAUUCAUAAACGCACACAUAUGUCUAAAGUGUAAAUUGACAUAAAAACAAAUGCUCAUUAAACAAAUUGUUCAAGAUGUGUUAAAAUGGAAAUUCAAAUUGUAAAAAAUUUAACAAUGUAUAUAAAUGUAUAAAUUGUAUUGUUCAUAAACCAGUUGCCAUUUUGAAGAAAUGCUGUAUUUUUUUGUUUAUUAAUAUUUGUAUUAUAAUUGAUAUACCAAAUAUAUGAGGUAGCGCUAAGUAUUGUA